AUGUCGACCCAGCAUAACUACACAAAUCCGGCAUUUUGCCAGCAGAGCGAGUACUACUCUUCUGCGCCGACGACGCCAGCUGCAGCGAAGACUGCCGGAAUGGCCGGCGGUGGUUCGCUUGUGUCGAUUUCUGCCGCCGCAACGAUGACGGCCGCGAGCUGUACGCGACGCAACGAACAGCUUACCCGAUCGUACCAUCGCAUUUCGUCGAAAGUCGUCAACCGGCAGCACUCGCUGGCCUCGUUCGAUCGACGCACGGCCGGUGGCCCGCAGGUGGCGCCACCGAUACCGGGAAAACCGUUGGUCAAUGCGCGUCUGCUCGAUCGGUAUGGUCCCGUUGGUGGUUCCACUGGAUCGGCACAACCGCAGCCGAUCGCAUCGUUGGACAACGCUGGCAGUGCUAGCGGGAGCCGCUAUGCGUUGGUUCCGGUGGAAGAGAUUCCCUUCAAUGUGGUACGCAAGUACAGUGUUGUGGACGAAAGGCAGCUGUCUCUCGGUGGCGGUGGUUGUGUUGGUGCGUCACGCAGUGACGAGUUUCUGGACCGUGUCGGUAGCGUGCCGAACCUGGGCGGGAACGGACGGCAGCGCUUCCAGCAUGACCGCACGCUGGAACAGGACCAGCAAGAAGACGAUGGAGAGGAGGCAGAGGAAGAGGAGAUGCACAAUCUGUCCGAUCAGUUUCGCAGUCUGCCACCGAUGAUGUCGUCCCACUCGACGGCGCUCGAUCAGCACUCGGGGUCGCGCUUGAAGAAUGCGUUCUCGUCCGACUUUGGCUCGAAAUCUUUCAUCUUGUACGACCAGCGCAACAACCAGCGCUUCGAGAUGGUGCCGACCGAGGAGGACGAGGAGCUGGUCGACGAAAACCAGGAGAUCAUCCAGAUGCACAAUGGGCGAGCGCACCGAUACGCGAUCAUACCGAGUGUGGCCGACGACGAGGAUGAAACGUGCCUCAGCAAUGGAAACAGCGGAUACAGUGCGACCGGAGCCGAAGACCCAACGGCGAUACAUCGUUCGCCCGCAAGGACACCGUCGGCUAGGUUGAACCACCAGCAGCAACGCGGUGGAUCCCGACGAGAGACUCCCAAGCCACAGCUUCCACCAACACCGUCGCAGCAGCAGCAAUCGCUUGCCUUGACACCCUCGAAAGCAACCCACCCGGGACAGGGCGAGACGACUCCAAAGAAAAAUCCCGCCACGUUGAAACUCCACGAGCUGCUAACCACGCCGCAGAAGAAGAAUACACCUCAAUGGCGUAGCCAGCCACCGCCACCACCAUCCCCCUUCACAUUGACUCCCAGCACAACUCCACAGCGUCGGGCACCCGCGCCACCGAUGAUGGUUUCCAGCACUCCGAAGCAACCGCAACACCAGCUCCAACAGCUUCAACCGAUACAACAAUCGGUACAAUCACCCCCAACGACCGCCAUCAUUAGUCCGCGGUUAAACUCGGACAUCUACAGCGAAAAACCGCUGCCGCUGGAUCCGGACAAGUCCGUCUGGGGUCAGGGUGCCCCGAUCGGGCACAAAUCCUGGCAAAAGAUGGCGAACGCGUCGGCCACGAUCGGGGCCGUCUCGCUGAUGCUGAUCCUAUGCGGGUUCAUGAACUCGGGCCUUAGCCUGUACAUGACGGCAAAGUUGGGACGCGAGUUUUACCUGGAUAUGGGCAUACUGGCAGGCUUUUCGGCGAUCGCACUCGGUAUACUGGGCUUCAAGUCCCGUCAGUGUGAUUGGCUACCGAACCGUAACUAUAUGUCAGGUUACGUGUUGGUUACCAUUUUCUCGCUGCUAAACUGCUGCGCCGAAGUGAUCCUGAUGACGAUGCAUCCGUACCCGGGAACACCGCUGAAUGACGUGACUACGGGCAUCAUUUUGGGGCUUUCUUCGUUGAUCAUUCUGCUGAUCAGCCUUGGUGCGAUCACGUCUCGCUGGUGCCGGGCACCUCCACCGGAUAACCGCGUGGAUGUAUGCACCACGGGACCCUAA
Messenger RNA from Anopheles coustani, 1983 nucleotides. RefSeq lists its product as uncharacterized. The record is from RefSeq and is a predicted model, not a curated record. NCBI's taxonomy places the organism in Eukaryota, Metazoa, Arthropoda, Insecta, Diptera, Culicidae. The coding region runs from base 1 to 1983 and encodes 660 amino acids. The transcript has 2 exons.